AUGGCCGCCGAACUGAUCGGCACCACCAUUGGUGUCGUCGGCUUCAUAGGCCAGCUCUUCGACGGCUGCGUCAAAGCCUACGGGUACUUUACAACCGCGUCGCACCUCGACACAGACAGCCAGCGGCUCAUGUGCAAAGUACGCAUCGAGGAGAUGCGCCUCGUCGUCUGGGGAAGGGAAUGGGGAGUCGCCGAGGGGAAGCUAGAGGCCCAUCUGGAGGGUGGGAAGAAUGAGGGGUUGAGGGAGCUGGCGACGCAGAUCUUGGAGGAGUUGCAUGGGACGGUGACGGAUUUCAGAAAGUUGCAGGAGCGGUAUGGGCUGAGGGAAGAUACUGGCAAUGGAAACGGGAAUGGGAACGGGAGUGCGGUUGGCGUGGAGAGUAAAGGGGGGAAGAAGAUUUCACCGGGGCCGUCGCCGACGCCGUCGAGAAAGGGGUCCAAGGAUGAUGGGAAGGCGGUCAAGACGGAGAGGAGUUGGAGGAAGGAAUGGAGUUUGAGGACGAAAUGGGUUAUUGCGGACAAGGACAAGUUUACAAACUUGUUGAAGGACUUGAAGGACUUCAACGACGGCCUCGAGCGUCUCUUCCCGCCAUCACAACUACCCUCCUUCCAACGCACAUGGACGCACCGCCUCCUCGAAUCCGCCCAAAGAGACCUCACGCAGCUCUCGCUGCUAGAAACAGCCUCAAGUGACACAUACCCGCAGCUCAAAACAUCAGCAAACCUCAAAUCCCUACGCAUCAACCUCGACAGCAAGCCGCAAUCCGCAUUCAAGCCCACCUUUGCCCUCAAAGUCCCAUUCAGCGCCCUCACUCUCUCCUCACCGACACCAGCACCCGCCAAAAUAAACGGCGGCAAACGAAGCCAGGGCCAUCACAACACAGCAGGAGACGUCCUCCUCGAAUGGGUAGAUUACGACCGCGAAGCCAUUGAAGAGCGUGUCGCCCACGUCCGGCGGAUGGACGACCUCGCUCGCAUGAUGCACUCCUCGUCCUCGUGCCACCCGGACCUUCACUCCAUCGACUGCGUAGGCUACACCGACGACUCUGCAAACAGCCGCUACGGUCUCGUGUAUAAGGCCCCCGCGGGUAGCUAUUCCACCCUCCACGCCCUCAUCUCCUCGCCGGACCUGAAGACGCCGGACCUCGACGACAGGAUACGCCUGGCACACACGCUCGCCGUGGCCCUCUGGUCCCUCCACUCCCUGGACUGGCUGCACAAGUCUCUCUGCAGCUCAAACAUCACCUUCUUCCCGUCCGCCUUCUCCAACUCUGCGACGUCGCCUACCGCUACCGCGGCGCUCAUACCAGACAUUUCAAACCCCUAUCUCGUUGGGUUUGAUGCCUCUCGACCAGACCUCGAUACCGCGCUCUCCAUGGUCCCCAAGAAUCCGUCCAUCGAGAAUCUCCACAGACAUCCUUCCUCGCUACGCGGCAUGAGCCACUGCAAAGCCUUUGACAUUUACUCCCUCGGCCUGGUCCUACUGGAGAUUGGGCUGUGGAAAGUCCUCCAGACGUAUUACAAGCCGCACUACUCGGCGGAGCGAUGGAGAGACAAGGUUGUCUUGGCGGUUCUCGUCCAGGGGCUAGGGAGCAAAGUUGGCAAAAAGUUCAAGAACACUGUGGAGAUGUGUCUCACGGCUGGGGAGGACGUGUCCGGCGGGGAGGCGGGCAAGAUUAUGGAGAAGGUGGUGUCUACGUUGGAGAGUAUUCGGGUGUAG
This is a messenger RNA of Pochonia chlamydosporia 170, 1719 nucleotides long. RefSeq names its product prion-inhibition and propagation domain-containing protein. NCBI's taxonomy places the organism in Eukaryota, Fungi, Ascomycota, Sordariomycetes, Hypocreales, Clavicipitaceae. The record is from RefSeq and is a predicted model, not a curated record. The coding region runs from base 1 to 1719 and encodes 572 amino acids. The transcript is spliced from 3 exons.